ACUCUCCUGGGGCUUCCGCUGCCUCCGCGUCGUGCCGUCGCUUCCCCCUGCUGCCCAAGCGCCGGAGGCUCCUGCGGAGCGGUUGCAAGUCCCGCGGCACCGCAGAGGCCUCCGCCGGCGAUGGCCGGCGAGGAGGCGCCGCUGGGUGCGCUCAACCUGGACGAGUACGCCCCCGCCGGCGCGCGCACCGUCGACUGCUACAGGCGCAUCCGCAAGAUCGGCGAGGGCACCUACGGCGAGGUAUUUGAGGCUGUGGAUAUUAUUACUGGGGAAAGAGCAGCACUUAAGAAAAUAAAACUGGAUGAUGGCAAAGAAGGGUUUCCACGCCAAAUCUUGCGUGAGAUUAAACUAUUAAAAAAGCUGGAUCAUGAGAACAUCAUCAGAUUGAAAGAGAUUGUAGUAUCUCCUGGUUCUGCACAUGGAACAGGAGGAUCAGAUAAUAAUCAGAUGUAUAGGGGAGAUAUCUAUAUGGUUUUUGAAUACAUGGACCAUGAUUUGAAGAAAGUAUUGCACCAUAGUACCCCAUCCCAAGUCAAGGUUUAUAUGGGCCAGCUGCUAAAAGGAUUGCACUACUGCCAUGUCAAUAAUGUACUUCAUCGUGAUAUCAAAGGGGCUAAUCUUCUAAUAAGUGGUGGUAAGCUUUUGAAGCUCGCUGAUUUUGGCCUUGCAAGGCCAUUUACUAGAGAAGGAACUUUGACAAAUCAUGUCAUCACUUUAUGGUACCGACCCCCGGAGUUGCUUCUUGGUGCCACAAAUUAUGCUGAAGCUGUGGAUAUUUGGUCUGUUGGUUGCAUUUUUGCUGAAUUUUUGCUUAAAAAACCAUUGUUUCCUGGCAGAACGGAGCAAGACCAGCUGUCCAAAAUAUUUGAACUCUGUGGAUCUCCAAAUGAGGAAAACUGGCCAGGUGUAUCCAAGCUACCAUUGUACAAGACUAUGGCUAUCCAUCCUGUGACGCCUACCAAGCGACGCCUGAGAGAUAUGUUACAGAACUUCGACUAUCAUGCUGUCGAUUUAAUUGAACGCAUGUUGAUCCUUAAUCCUACACAGAGAAUUUCUGCACAAGAUGCUCUUGAUGCGGCAUACUUCAUCAACUAAACUUAUGUGUAGAUCGAGUUUUUUUGACCUUAUCAGACCUUGUCUGGUGAUCUCAUUGGUGUAAGUACUACAUGAAGACUGAAGUCUUGUUUCUCCUGCUGACCUUGGGUUAGGGCUAGCGAGCAGUUUUAACUUUGUCUGUUUUAGCUCUAAACAUAUAUAUAUAGAUACAUUGUUACUCGUGUCAAACUGUAAUUGAUCAUCAAUUCAUUGCAAGUAAUGCUUCUUGGUAUAAUUUCAUA
This is a messenger RNA of Panicum hallii, 1337 nucleotides long. Its product is annotated as cyclin-dependent kinase C-3. Gene Ontology annotation, biological process: protein phosphorylation; positive regulation of transcription elongation by RNA polymerase II. Gene Ontology annotation, cellular component: cyclin-dependent protein kinase holoenzyme complex; nucleus. Lineage: Eukaryota; Viridiplantae; Streptophyta; Magnoliopsida; Poales; Poaceae. Bases 121 to 1095 code for a protein of 324 amino acids. The record is from RefSeq and is a predicted model, not a curated record. The transcript has 11 exons. Gene Ontology annotation, molecular function: cyclin-dependent protein serine/threonine kinase activity; ATP binding; RNA polymerase II CTD heptapeptide repeat kinase activity.